Messenger RNA from Hordeum vulgare subsp. vulgare (domesticated barley), 1995 nucleotides. RefSeq names its product UPF0481 protein At3g47200-like. Bases 231 to 1910 code for a protein of 559 amino acids. The transcript is spliced from 2 exons. The record is from RefSeq and is a predicted model, not a curated record. NCBI's taxonomy places the organism in Eukaryota, Viridiplantae, Streptophyta, Magnoliopsida, Poales, Poaceae.
GACCCAUCCCAAAUCUCUCCAAUCGUCCCAGCCCUCGCAUGUGACCUGCCCUCUUCUUGACACUUCUUUCCUCGUCUGCGUCGCCCCUUGCCUAACUCCAUUGUCAUCCCCACCCUAGCUCCACCGUCGUCCCCAACCUGCAGUGGCGCCACCAGCAGCCCCCGUCCCUCCGGAUGUCCUUGCCGCUCCGGGUACGGUCGUCGCCCAGCAGCAUUUGGAAGAUAUAAGAAAUGACAGAAGUUGAAGACAUUAUGUCAGAUAUCGAGAUAGAGGAACUAGGUAAUUCGAUGAAAGGUGCAUUGACGAAAAAUUUAUUGUUGGAUAUCGUUUAUGACAGCGCAUUUGAGUUCUGUUUGAUUCCAAGAAUACAUGAGCACAUCCGAGUGAUUGAUAGAUAUUCUUAUGAACCAAUAAUAGUGUCAAUUGGUCCCUAUCACGAUGGAUCUCCAGCACUUUCUUUUAUGGAGAGAGAAAAAUGGAACUGCUUGGACUACUUACUUAAGUUGAAUUGUGAGAAGGGUCUGAAAGAUUACUUGACCAUUGUCAACGGACUAGAGAAACGAGCAAGAAUGUGCUAUUCUGGAGAUGUCAAAAUGAACAAGAGGAAGUUGUUGCAGACUCUCUUGCUCGGUGGAUGUUUUGUGCUUGUUUCAUUAGUGGGAUUAAAUGAGCUUAUUAGUGGGGACCAGAGUGGUUUGUCUAGUUCACCACAUACCAGAAUACUUGAGGAAGAUCUGAGUUCUGGACUGCACAAUGUAACGGCGAGAAAUGAGGGUGAACAAAUGAACAUGAGAACGCAGAAUGCCAUGAAGGGCACUGUAGUGGAACAACAGUCUGUCAAUUCCAAGCAUUCUGGGGUAGAAAAUUUAGUGCUUGAGAUCGAAUUAUGCUCAGAAACUAGUGGUCAUCAGACAGGACAAUGUCUAUAUCAGGAUAAUGCUCAGCUGAUUGGACAGUGGUAUGAUGUCUUUGUUACACAUGACCUACUCCUGCUGGAGAACCAAAUUCCCUUUUUCAUAGUCGAGGGAAUAUACGAGGUACUGACUUCGAACAAGAUGGUACCAACAACUACGUGUAAAUCAAGUGUUGCUCAAUAUAUGGAAAAGUAUGUAUCAUUCUAUCCAACAGCAAUACGUGAGUCCAAUCGCCCAAAAGAUUUUGAUCAUUUGUUACACUUGUGCCAUAUGUACUUCAGACACAGUUCUAACCAGGAUGAGCAUGAUGAUCUAUCAACGCGACACUACAUUCAUCAGUUCCUUCAGCUGGGACGGGAUUAUCUCAGCAAUUUAGGUUUGUCGCGCAAUGUCCAUUUAGGUUUGUCGCAUGAUGGCCAUUUCCCAAAUCGAUGGCGGAGAGCAACACAGUAUCAUGAAGCUGGGAUCGAGUUUAGUAGAAGAACACAAUCUGAGCGUAAUCCUCAUUCUCUCCUGGAUAUCAAGCUCAGGGGCGGUGUUCUGGAAAUUCCAUUCCUGUUUGUGGAUGAAGAAUCCAUAGUCCGUUUCAGGAACUUCAUAGCACUGGAGCAAACAUCUCCGCAAGUCGGAAAUGAUGUUACUGCUUACAUUAUUUUCAUGGCCAAGCUGAUGAGCAUGCCCGAUGAUGUAGCACUGCUGGCCCGAAAGGGGGUCAUCGCCCAUCAUAUGCGUACUGAUAAAGAAGUAUCACAGCUCUUUACCAGGCUGACGAAAGGUGUUGUCUUCGAUUUCUACGGGAACUAUUACCUCAAUCCCCUGUGUAUUGCCCUGGAGGCAUAUUAUCAAAACCGUCUGCACAGGUGGGUUGCCUGGCUGAGGCACAACCAUUUGAGCAAUCCAUGGUUGGUGGUCGCAGCAUUGGCUGGUGUUAUUGUGCUUUUUUGCACCAUUGCACAGACUGUCCUUACUGUUGAGUCGUACGUUAAUCCCAAGUAAGCAGCUGAGUGUAAAUUGACUGUGGGAUUCAGAUUUAUGUAUGUCCACUUUAUUAGUCCCAAAGAAAAUAAACUAUCUCCAUCUA